This is a messenger RNA of Henningerozyma blattae CBS 6284, 822 nucleotides long. RefSeq names its product mitochondrial 37S ribosomal protein uS15m (gene MRPS28). The transcript has a single exon. Gene Ontology annotation, biological process: translation. Bases 1 to 822 code for a protein of 273 amino acids. The record is from RefSeq and is a predicted model, not a curated record. Lineage: Eukaryota; Fungi; Ascomycota; Saccharomycetes; Saccharomycetales; Saccharomycetaceae. Gene Ontology annotation, cellular component: ribosome. Gene Ontology annotation, molecular function: structural constituent of ribosome.
AUGCUCAGGCAGAGUUGGCAGUGUGGCUUAAAAGUUCAAGUUGUCAAAACUUUACCACUUCGAAAUUUUUCUACUUCCAACAUUAAUUAUGGUACAAAAGCUAUUAAAUUCUUAAAAGCGCAGAAGAAACGCCAAAAAAAUGAGGCAAAACAAGCUUCUAGCAAAACAAAUAUGCUAGAAACUGUCGAUCCAGUUCUAGGACGGAAGGAUGUUCCUUUUAUAACACGAAUUAUGGCAGAAUUGAAAGAGCCUGGCAAACUAUCAAUGGGCUAUAAUAUUGAAGAGGUUGAGAAAUUAAUUGCGGCUGUAGAUCCAGCAGAAUCACUUCAUUUAUCAUCUUUAAGUGAUGAAUUGAAGUCAAAAGAUAAAGAAAAUGAGACAGCAUUAAAGAGAGAAGCGAUAUUGAGAAUUUUGAAUCUAAAGAAUUCAAAUAGCUCAAAUGCUAUGAAGCUAGCAUUGAAAUAUGCCAGAGAAGAAUUUCAAAGGUUCCCUGGAGAUACUGGUUCAAGUGAAGUUCAGGCAGCAUGUAUGACUAUUCGAAUUUUUUUUAUGGUAAAGCAUAUUAAAGCAAACCACAAAGAUUUUGCCAACAUUAGAAGAUUAAGAAUUUUAGUACAACAAAGGCAAAGUAUACUAAGAUAUUUAAGAAGAGAUAACGCAGAACGAUAUUAUUGGGCAAUCCAAAAGUUGGGUUUGACUGAUUCUGCAAUUUUACACGAGUUUAAUUUGGAUAGACAGUAUAUGCAAGAUUUUAAAUUAUUCGGUGAUAAAAUAUUGGUAAAGUCGUCUAAAAAUAAAUCAUCCCAACAACAUAAGGAAUAA